GUUCAUCCCGCCCGCCCGCGUCGGAAUCGCCGCCGCCCAUCGUUUUCCUCUCCGCACAUGCCUACCCACCCCACCGCGAUGCCACUGCGCCUGCGGGUCACCUCUCGCCCGGCCCACGCGUGCGCGCCUCGCUCCGAUCCCCAUGGCCCGCCCGGCGUCCCCGUCCCCCACCCUCUCCGCCGCGCUCGACCGGGACCUCCGCCGCGACGCCCGCCGCAGCCUCCUAUUCCGACCUGGGAGGUCGUUGUCCUACCUCAUGCUCAGCCUCCACCGCUUCGGCGCCGCUUGCCUCACCGGGAGCGGCGCCGCCCUCUCCCGCCCCCGCACCCCUAGGUCCACGCCCCCGCACUCGCCACGCCGGGAGGGGCCCCAGGUGGCCAAUGUCGCCGUCGCCGUCGCCGAGAGGAGGCCUUUGAGGGAGAGAGAGGAAGCCGCCACCAAGCGCAUCCACGACGCGCCGGCGGAAUCCAAACACGAAUCGGUCACGCAAUCUGAGAUGUCCGUCGGCGAUCACAGCAUGCAGACACAAUCUGAGGUCUCCGCCGGCGACCACAGCAUCCAGAGCACGCCGGCCUCCUCUACCGUCGGGAGGGGAGGGAAUAUCUGGGUCAGGGUUUUGCCCAAGACAGUCACCUUCCAAUCGCAGGUGGACUCCCCGCCGACGUCUGCAGAGUCCACGCCGGCGGCAGAGGACGAGUACGUUUGGGCAGACAAGUACCGCCCCAAUUUCCUCAAGGACUUCAUCUGCAACAAAGACGCCGCACGUGAGCUCUAUCAGCAGGUCACUGCUCAAGAAUGUAACCAUAUCAUAUUUGAAGGCCCGCCCGCGGUCGGGAAGAGAAGCAUGGUAUCAGCACUCAUAAGGGAUGCUUUAGCUCCUGAUGGUCUCAAGGUUGAUGUUACUCACUUGUGCACAAGGUUUGUCCAACCAAAUUAUCUAAAUCUUGAAUCUCACAAAUGCUUGUGCUUGAUCUUGCCAUUCACAGACAGAGGAAAUAAUAAAGAGAUUCGAGUUGAAGGUCAUCAUGUAGAGGUAAAUUUGGCUGAUAUACACGGCUAUGAGAAGCAUGUCAUUACUACUUUGUUGAAUGAAUCCAUCCCAUCACCAAACUCCAUUUGCAGUCACGCUAAUUGCAGAGUGAUUGUUGUCCAUGACGCUGAUAAACUCUCAUAUGAUCUUCAACAUUAUAUCGGAUGGUUUCUGGGGAGGUAUGUAGGCUGCAAUAAAAUCAUGUUCUGCUGUUCUGAUGCUUCAAACCUUGAGGAUGUCAGGCAUCUCUGCAAGGUUGUGACACUUAAGCCACCUUCAUUUGAUGAGAUAAUCAAGGUCCUAGAGUACAUUGCAGUUCAAGAGGGCAUAGAUCUGCCUCAUGAUAUUGCUAGGAGAAUAACAAUGAGCGCAGGCAAUAAUCUCCGACAGGCAAUACGUUCUUUUGAAGCUACUUGGAAAGCAAACUAUGCGUUCCUAGAAGGCCAUGCCAUUUUGACAGGAUGGGAGGAGGAAAUCUCCAAUGUAGCGAAAAAAAUCUUGGAGGAACCAAGCUCAAAGCAGUUAUUUGUCAUUCGGGGGAAGAUCAGAAAACUGAUUGAACAUAAUGUGUCCCCUUAUUUCAUUUUCUCUCAUCUGGUUGCUGAACUAAAAAGGGACAGGGACGAGGAGUUCCAAAAUAGCAUCGACGAACUAGCGUCAGAGUUGAACCGUGUUAGCAUGACUGCUGCAUCUUCAUGUAAAGACUGCAUGCUUCAAAAGGAGCAGUGCAAAGAGUGCAAAUCUCGUGACACAACUUUAGAAACCAGAAACAUCAAUAUAGAAGGUUUUGCCAAGAAGGGCCAUGACCCAGGCGAAACCAUCCAAUGCUUUAUUAAGAUUGAAGAAUUCACCGUGAGAUUUAUGGGCUUCUACAGAUCUUUAAAAGCAAAGAACACGAAUAGAGGAGGGGGUCUAUAAAUAAUUUACCAUCCCUGUU
Oryza brachyantha (malo sina) is the source of this 1967-nucleotide messenger RNA. RefSeq names its product replication factor C subunit 3-like. Gene Ontology annotation, molecular function: DNA clamp loader activity; DNA binding. Bases 143 to 1948 code for a protein of 601 amino acids. Gene Ontology annotation, cellular component: DNA replication factor C complex; nucleus. The transcript is spliced from 10 exons. Gene Ontology annotation, biological process: DNA-templated DNA replication; DNA repair. The record is from RefSeq and is a predicted model, not a curated record. NCBI's taxonomy places the organism in Eukaryota, Viridiplantae, Streptophyta, Magnoliopsida, Poales, Poaceae.